Molecule: messenger RNA, 715 nt
Organism: Coccinella septempunctata (seven-spotted ladybird)
Lineage: Eukaryota; Metazoa; Arthropoda; Insecta; Coleoptera; Coccinellidae
Exons: 2
Coding region: 50-391 (113 amino acids)
Source: RefSeq, a predicted model, not a curated record
UGUUAUUCCAUUCAGUUUGUACAAUGCAAUUUUCAAAUCCGAAUUAAUUAUGAGAGAUGAUACCAAAUUGAUAGAAUAUACAGGAAAUCGAAUCGAAAUAAUAGGAUAUAUUACAGCCCCAGUUUUUUAUAAAAAUAACGAAUUUAAUGUAAAAUUUUUUAUAGCUAAAGGAUAUGGCCGUCCAAUAAUUGGAAAAACCUCAAUAGAAGACUUGGAUAUUGCGAGAAUGGUAGCGGAAAUGAGUGACACCAAGAGGUAUAUGCUUGAUUUUCAUGAUGUUUUUGAUGGAAUUGGGUGUUUACCAGGUCAAUAUAGAAUUAAGGUAGAUGAAACUGUUAAACCUUGCAUCCAUGCAGCUAGACGCUUUCCCCAAGGGAUUUUGGAAAACUAGGACAAUUUUACCUGUUAAAAAUGAAUUGUUAUAUCAUAGAAAUAUAAAUUUUAAGCGACAGAGAAAUCUCUUAGUGAAAAGACAAAACAAACAGAAGACAUAUCACGACAGGAUGUCAAAAACUUUAAGAAUUUUAAAUAAAAAUGAAAAAAUAUAUAUAAAAAUGAAUAAUAUUUGGGUAAAAGGAAUUGUAAUUAGGAGAAUUAAUUUAAGAUCUUAUUUAGUUAAAAUAGCAAGUACCAAUUCUAUAAUUAGGAGAAACAGAUAUCAUAUAAAACCAUACUUUGUGAACAGUUAUAGAUAUAGAUCUGACAUUGAUAUUGA